Messenger RNA from Phytophthora nicotianae INRA-310, 1843 nucleotides. RefSeq lists its product as hypothetical. The transcript has a single exon. The coding region runs from base 24 to 1352 and encodes 442 amino acids. The record is from RefSeq and is a predicted model, not a curated record. NCBI's taxonomy places the organism in Eukaryota, Oomycota, Peronosporomycetes, Peronosporales, Peronosporaceae.
GUGAGAGUGGUCAUUUGAUUCGGAUGAGUUUCCUGAUAAGUCCUAGCGACCCGGAGACGCUUGCGGAAGCGCUUGCCUUCGUGGAUGGCUUCGACUUCCCCGACAACGACAGCAAUACGGAUGCGUCUUCAGGAAGCAGCGACAGCGGCGCUGGGACCUUUGUGGAGAGCCACAAGCGUCGUCGAAGCGAUGUCAAAGUCGCGGACACACACGAGAAGACCAAGAGCAGGCGCAAGAACGCCGUGUACUCGGCACGUCUUCGUGCCAAGAAGAAGAACGAGAUGCAGACGCUGAAAGAGCAGGUAGAGCAGUUGCAAAUGCAGCUGGAUCGUCUCAAAAGCGCGCAUACCUUGCCGUCUUCAGUGUUAUCAGGGGACGGUCGUAUCGUGACAAUGACCUCAGGAAGUUCCAUAACAGACACGAGGCUUUGGCUGAAGGAGGCAACAGCUCAAGCCUAUCAGAGACAACAAGCAGAGCAGCUGAAUGCUCAGCUGAAGGUGCUACUAGCUAAAGUGGUCAAGCGGUCUAGGACGAUGCAGGACGCGUUCCAGAACCUGCAGUCUCUGGGCUGUGAGAUCAAAUUGGCUGUGGGUGCGCCGUCGACAAUUUUGGCGGGGUUCUCUUUGCGGAGCAAUGAUGCUACUUCGUAUUUAGAACAGCUGCGCGAGUACGCAGACCAAAUGUAUGCUAGUGCCCCCGAAGUAUUUGCUACCAGCGGAGCAGGAGCAGUUGAGUCUGCUUCGUUCGUUUCACAGAUCAAGCGUGAUCUCGUAUCGGGAAGAAGAUUUGUGCAGUUGUCUUCGGUGACACCAUUGGCCAGCGACUUGGACACUACAAGCCGCAUGAUUUGGAAGGGAAUGCAACUCAGGGACAACAAGUGCUCCACGUACAACGUUCAUCGGCUGCAUGUGAACACCAGCUCCAUCGCAAAGAGUUUCUUCCUGACACUGGGAGAUGAUGAUCCAACAUUGUGCACUCUUCACGGGGCUGCCUUCGUACGUAAAUUUGAGGAGCGAGAUCGCAUUUUGUAUAUCUGGACGACUGCUAUGGUGCCACCAAGGCAGGAGGUGGAGGACACAAACACCAAUAGCAAGUUACGGUUACUUUGUGUCCGUGAAAAGGGAUGGGUCAUGUUAUCACGGUCUAUUAAGAACCCUGAACAUGAGUCACUGUUACGCACCUGUUACGAGGUCUCAAGUGAGCUGGAUACGAAGCAACAAGAUGCAAGCUGUGCAACAACGGAGACCGACUACAGUGACCAUAUCGGGAACCGUGUUAUCAAUUUACUAAGUAGCGAGUUGCGUGGAUUCCACGAGCGCAUUCAGAACAAACUACUAGCAGGCACGGCGUAGGCACACUAAGAGUCGCACCGUACUGUCGUGAUGCUUGUGCGGUGCUCACGGCAAUGUAUCUAUUUGAUCUUUGCUAAUAUUCCAAGUGCCGCCGAGAAAUGCAAAUAGGAAAUUUGAAGGAUUUCACCUUGAUGGCGCAGCAAGCUGACUUUUUUGCUCGGAGUACCGUUUGGUGGUGCUGGCUGCGAAGCCAUAACUGCUAACCAAGAGUGCGUGGUACGUGGCUGACAAGAUAACAUCUGCGUGGCUUGAUCCAGCACAGAACUGCGCAUGCUCAGCGAACAGCUUCAGAGUCGUACAAGUACAAACCCAUUGCCAGUAAAAGAUCCUAACUAGUUAGCACGAAGUUCACGAUGAACCUGACUGAAAUCACAGUUACAAACGAAGUCAAUAUAAAGUCAACAAGAUUGCUGAGUUUUGAGUGGUUGGUGGCGCCGUCUCAACGUAUGACAUCUCAUUUGAACGACAAAGUCAUCUUUCUACGGGACAAA